UUAAAAUAUUGUUGCAAUAUGUACUGUAUCUGGAAUAAAUUGCUAAGUUUUUUUUAAAUUUCAUGUUAGAAUUAAAGUUGAAAUCUUAGUAGAAAAUAUAUAGAAAUAUUAGAUAUUUCUUCUAAUUGCAUAUUAUGAAAUUUAAGAAGGUGCAGCAGAAACUAGGGGAAUGUUAAUCACUGAUAAUAUUACUGCAUAUAUUGGUGGUGGCUAUUGCUCCAGGUUCGUGCACUGGAUGAUGUUACUGAUACAGAGGAAAAGGUGAAGGAGCAACAUUGAUCCUUCAUUAAUUGCUACUGGAAAAGAUGGAGAUUAUUGAAAUUAUGUCAAAAAGACAAAAGCUAAUAAAGCAGAAACAGUGGGAAGAACAAAGAAUCUUGCGUAAGCAAAAAUGUAAAGAAAAACACUUGAAGAGAGAAAUGGAAUGCCAAUCUCAGCUGGAAUCAAACAGUGAAGGAAGUGUUAGGAAACAUAUGCAUAGGGAUAUUGUUCCUAGUGUACUUCUUAUAAUAGACUGAAGUUUUGACAAUUUAGUGGGGUUAAAGGAUGUCAAGAAACUUCAUAAGCAAAUUCAGAAGUGUUAUGCAGAAAAUCGUAAAGCACUUCAUCCUGUUCAGUUUUACUUGAUCAGUCAUGGAAGCCAGCUGAAGGACAACAUGAAUGAAACAGACAAGGGAUGGAUAAAUUGGAAGGAUAUUAAUAUUAAAUCAGCUCAUUAUAGUGAUUUGGUGAAAAAGGAAGAUCUUGUUUACCUUACCUCAGAUUCUCCAGAUGUCUUGAGUGAAUUAAAUGAAUCAAAAACCUAUGUUAUUGGAGGCUUGGUUGAUCACAGUCAACACAAGGGAAUUGCACACAAAAGAGCAAAAGAACAAGAUAUAAGCCAUGCACAGCUCCCCCUAGGAAACUUUGUGAAAUUUUAGUAGUUUAGGAAACAUGUUGAUAUAGUAAUCAAAGUAGUUCAGUUGUAAUUCUAAAAGCCUUUUUUAAUUUUCAUUUACUUUAAUAUCACUAGUACAACUAUACACAUAGAAUGGCCAUCUCUUUUGGGAAAGGGACUAGCAUUGUGCAGGGCCGUAGCUUUUAGAAUUUUUAGUUUUUUAAAAAACACAAGCUAGCUGAAGGGAACUUUAGUUUCAAUUCUAACAUGAGAGGAAAUUUCUCUAGAAAUAAACAUGAUUUAUGCUCAUGACAUCUUCAGAAAUCAUCUAUUUUGCUGAUCUGAACUGUUCAUUUUGCUGAUCUGAACUGUUCAUUUAAAAACAUAUUUCCCAAUUAUUUUUAUGUACAUAUUCUUGAAGCUUAAGAAACUUUCUUUGAUUAAUUACUGUGACCUAUUCUAAAUUUAUGAACUAAGAAGUAGGUUCCACUAAUUGGAAUGAAAUUUACUGUUUUAAACUUUUGAAGUUACUUGGAAUGUUUCAGGUCAUGUAUUGAAAUAAAUAUUUAUUUUUGAUUUUAUAUCCUUGAGAUUCCAAUUUUAGCAUUUUUUUAAAAAAAAUACUGUAUUAUUUUAGUUAGUUAGACCAGUGAUUGCCCUGACUCAGGCCAGAUAGGACAGAUAACAGUAUUAUGUCUAAUUUGAUGUUCAGUAGUCAAAACAUUGAUUAUCUGAUUUUUGGAAAGGAAUAUUUCUAUCCAUAGAAAUUAACACAGAAUAUUUUGUGUAGAAAAUAUUAAGCUAUGAAAUUUACUGUCUUUAGGACCGCUGUAGUGCUUCUAGCUUGUGAACAGUUUUGGGGGGGGGGAGAGGGGAGAGUUGGGAUUCACAGGUGCUCCUUAUCAAUGUGAGAGCCGAAGCCACUAAGGA
Messenger RNA from Crotalus tigris (Tiger rattlesnake), 1807 nucleotides. Its product is annotated as tRNA methyltransferase 10 homolog A-like. Gene Ontology annotation, cellular component: cytosol; nucleoplasm; nucleus. Gene Ontology annotation, biological process: tRNA N1-guanine methylation. Gene Ontology annotation, molecular function: tRNA binding. The record is from RefSeq and is a predicted model, not a curated record. Lineage: Eukaryota; Metazoa; Chordata; Lepidosauria; Squamata; Viperidae.